AUGACUCGCCCAGAGGUACAGAUCCAAUCCGAAGCCACUACGCACUCGGACCCCCACCCGUUACUGGGGAGGGGAACGGGUACGCCGCGCACAGAGAAUAGACCGAAGAUUGGACUCACAAUGGGUGAUGCAGCCGGUAUCGGUCCCGAAAUCCUUGUCAAGGCACUCGCCCAUGAAAGUGUGUAUUCGUUAUGCCAGCCGAUUGUUAUCGGCAGUUCUGCUAUUCUUCAGGACGCGUGUUUCCGCUUUACAACUUCCAACAAACCACCACUGAAACUUAAUAUAAUCAAAACACCGACGCAGGCACUUGCAAGACACGGGACAAUUGAUGUACUUGAUGUGUCUUCAAUAUCCCCUCAGGAUAUUUCUGUUGGUACUAUAGAUGCACGCGCGGGUGCUGCUGCUGUAAAAGCGAUUGAGAUAGGGACACAUCUUACGAUGCAUGGCGAACUGGAUGCCAUCACAACUGCCCCGAUCUGCAAAGCCGCUAUACACCGCGCAGGAGUUUCCUAUCCAGGACACACGGAAAUGCUUGCCGCCUUUACGAACACUGCGCACGCGGUAAUGAUGCUCUGUACACCUGAAGCAUUGGAUGGCAAUCAGCCGUCAGCAAUCAAAGAAAACCUCUUUGCUGAGGGUUUCCGAGAGCCGAGAGUGAUUCCCGCGGUUUCUUUCGUUACGAAUCACGUCGCGUUAGCUGAUGUGUCGAAACAUCUCUCUGUCGAAAGAAUUGUUGAGGUUAUCCGUAUCACUCGACAGGCACUGAUCCGUUGUGGUAUCUCCGAACCGAGGCUUGUCGUUGCGGGGUUAAACCCUCACGCGGGUGAGGACGGAGCGUUCGGAAAAGAGGAGGAAUACCUUAUCCGUCCAGCCAUCGCGCAGGCAGAAGCACACUUCGGUACGAUUGACGGACCGCUUCCUGCCGAUGCACUUUUUGUCAAAGCGAUUCAAGGUGAAUGGCACGCCGUUAUCGUUAUGUAUCAUGACCAGGGCAAUAUUCCGAUAAAACUCCUCGGAUUUGGUGAACUUGUGAAUGUUACCUUAGGCUUACCGAUAGUCCGAACGAGUGUGGACCACGGUACUGCGUUUGACAUAGCUGGCAAAGGUAUCGCUAACGAAAUGAGUUUGGUGGAGGCACUAAGUUGUGCCGUGCGACUCACAAAUGCCUCGCAGCGAGAGAAUCCGUUGUAG
Geodia barretti is the source of this 1191-nucleotide messenger RNA. Lineage: Eukaryota; Metazoa; Porifera; Demospongiae; Tetractinellida; Geodiidae. The record is from the annotation of a GenBank genome assembly.